Zingiber officinale is the source of this 459-nucleotide messenger RNA. RefSeq lists its product as uncharacterized. The record is from RefSeq and is a predicted model, not a curated record. Bases 1 to 459 code for a protein of 152 amino acids. The transcript is spliced from 3 exons. Lineage: Eukaryota; Viridiplantae; Streptophyta; Magnoliopsida; Zingiberales; Zingiberaceae. Gene Ontology annotation, molecular function: nucleic acid binding; zinc ion binding.
AUGGACACUGAGUCGUCGUCAGAAGAAUUCGAGACCGAAGAAAUUGCCGAGGCAGCACUUAUAGCCAAAUUCCUUCCCGAGGACACAGAAAGUUCAUCCCAGAUAAGCAUCGAUAAAGGGGGAGAGUCUUCAGAGGAAAUCAGCAGUUCAGGAGGAGACAUGGAUAACGAGAUUGACAAGAUAAGUCAAAAAGGAGAAACAGUGAGUCAACUCCAUGAGAGGAUCAAAGACAUCCUCAACGGACUCCACGCGAUAGGCCAGCAAAUGGAGAAUUGCAAUCUAAUAAGGAGGAAGAAAAACUUUAGCAAAAAGAACCUGCAAGAGAUCAACUCCCCAUCUGAAUCAAGGAACGUGACUUGCUUCGGGUGCAACCAGAAAGGCCACUACAUGAAUGAGUGUUUGAGAUUGAAGAACAACAAGUCGAAGACAUCCAAGAAGAAGGCUCUCAAAGUAACCUAG